Messenger RNA from Girardinichthys multiradiatus, 2847 nucleotides. RefSeq names its product transmembrane protein 170A (gene tmem170a). The coding region runs from base 90 to 506 and encodes 138 amino acids. Gene Ontology annotation, cellular component: endoplasmic reticulum membrane. The transcript has 3 exons. The record is from RefSeq and is a predicted model, not a curated record. Lineage: Eukaryota; Metazoa; Chordata; Actinopteri; Cyprinodontiformes; Goodeidae. Gene Ontology annotation, biological process: endoplasmic reticulum tubular network organization.
UUGGAGUGCUGUUGUGUCGAUUUGCGCCGAGUGGCAAGUCAUAACUUCCUUUCGCUAUAAGCACAUAUGCAUUAAUUCUAAUCUGAAAUAUGCAACAUAGGUACGGUGAAAUAGGUUUUGCCCAGCAAAUACUCGGUUUGAAUUUAGUACCGAGGAAAAAUGGCACCCUACGAGGCAACGACACAUCUCUCAGCGACUUCUCAGAGAUGUGGUAUGGUGUGUUUCUGUGGACGGCGGUGUCCUCGCUCAUCUUCCACCUGCCUGCAGCCUUGAUCUCCCUCGCCACACUACGGCAGCAUAAGAUCGCCAGAUUCAUGCCCAUCGCUAUCCUCCUCAUGGGCAUUCUGGGACCAGUUUGUGGGGGAGUUCUCACCAGUGCGGCCAUAGCCGGGGUGUACAAAGCAGCAGGGAAGACAAUGAUGUCCUUUGAAGCGUUUGUUUUUGGUGUGGGACAAUCAUUUUGUGUCGUCCUCAUGUCCUUCCUCAGGAUUCUUGCCACCCUUUAGCAUAGCUGAGUCUGUCCUCUUGCUCCUGUUGCUGCUGGUUUGGUUUUCCUACAGAAACCUGGCUGUUAAACCCAAGGACCAAAACAGAUCCUGCUUAGGCUAUGAUGUCAUUUAGGUGGAAUCUUAAUAGAUUAGACUUUCCUGAACCAUGGAAGGUACCAGUGUGUGACCUGAAAGUGUGCAACGUGUCUAACCCAGUGCCUCGCACUUUUCUCAUUAGUUGGUAUUAUUAAGGUCAACAAAAUACUGAGUUGGGAUCAGCUGCAGUGUGCUCACUUUAUUCCAAAGUGAAAGGAAAACUGCAGAGGGUCAUUGAAAAGCACUUUUGAAGUUCUCUAUGCAGAAUGUGAAAGGAGUAGGCCGUAGUUUUGUUGCCAGGGAUUACAGUUUUGCAGCAGUAUGGCACUUAACUUCCCUCAGGGGCUGUGUGUGUGUGUGUAUGUGUGUGUGUGGGUAAAGAACAAAGCUGACAGGCUGCUGCACUGUUAAACCAAAAUCUGAUGGUCGGAUGCAAGACUCUUGUUUUAUCUCUUGAGGCCUUAUUUUGUGUUUUCCAGUGUCCAAAGUUUGUUUGGAUUUUUGACUGAGUUUGUUCCUGUUAGAAGCUGCAGAUUAGAAACCCAUUAUUCAUCAGUGAUUCACUGGCCAGAAUAUUGGGGCUAAUUUCCAGUCUCUGCUUUUUGGAAAGCUUUGACCUGCUGAGACUGACUUUACCUGGGUCACGUUUCUCUUGAACUAUGUUAUAAGAAGACAUAGGAACAGAAUAAUUUUUAAACCUUUACUUAGAAUUAUUCAUGGAAGAAGAGGUAACAGUCCAUCUCUGUGUAAUAACAGUGGCUGUAAUUUUGGGAUUUGGUAUUUCAGACAAAAUCAGAAGGUUAACAAACUGAUUUUAUAAUCUUACAUCAGCAUUAGAACAGUUAGCAUUAUGAAGUAGACCUUUAAGUUUAAGAUUUCCAAAAGGUUCCCAAAAUUGGCAGAUCCAGCCUGUUCUAUGAUAGCUCAAAACAAGGGAGCAACUUUUCUGCACUAUAUUCAACCUUUUUAUUACCGGCUGGAAGUUCUGUUCUCUUUCACAGUCUUAGGGAACAGCAGAGAUGUCAUAGAAAAUAUAAUUUCUGUUUAGAAAGCUCCCAACACCUUUAGUUUUUGCUCUGACUUCAUUUAAACACCUGACAGAUCCAGAAAAUGGCUAAGUUAUUCAUUCAGUAACAGUAAUUUGGUGUGCUGCAUUCACAGAGGAGAAGAAAUAUAAAUCACCACAUGUUUUUGAGUUCCAAACUGGACAUUCACCAGUCAGGAAUAAUCACAAUGGGAACCAGUUCAUUCCAGUCACCAGCCAAUUUCAUGGUGCAUUUUUAUCCAUUGAUGUAUUUUUUGAACUAAAAACCUCUGAACUCUGAUAUGCAUCCUCACUAUUCAUCCAUUACAGGUUAUAAGCCACAGCACUUGAUAGUCAUCCAACCACACCCUGUUGUAUCUGUAUGUCCAUAUUCAUGUUAACAUGAAUCUGAAAUAUUUGAGAGGAUGUGUAAAAUGGCAGUGGAAAUAAAACCCAGCGUAAUGUGUGCCCGCGUUAUUGAUGAGCAGAUUUGCUCGUUCGACUCCAUCUAUUUAACAUGGAUCCACGUCUAACCAGAGUCAUAGAGCCUGGGUGUACUUGCAGGCUGAUGACCAGCUGUAUGGGACUUCUAACUGCACUGAAGCCAUAUUUCUGAGAGAAGAACCAGGGUAUGUUAAACCCACUUUGUAGAGCUGGCCUCAGAUUGUGCACUUUGCUCCUCAUGAUGGUCUCCUGAAUCUCUCUAUUCUUAAUGUCUGUUUAUAAUUGCCUAUAUGUUGGGUUGGUUUUUUACCCACACCUGUCUCAUUCAGACAGAAAAAAGGAGAUUUUUCCAGACCGCCAUGUUUUGUCUGGUUUGGACUUCAUUCAGGUUUACUGGUAUUAAAAGAUCUGGGAGUGCGAUUAGUUGUUUUUCCUGUUUAUUUUACUAUCAAAAUAUUUAAUAUAUUCGAUGAAUGUGUGCUAAUGAAUUCCUUCAAAUAGUUUAAAAUUAAUUGUACAUUUUUAAGUUUCCUGACAAAGAUGUAAAUGGCUCUAUUUUUCUGCAGAUUAUAUUUUUCUGUGUUAACCCAUCCCCACCCCCCACCCCCGGGGUGACUGCUGUUAUGUUGCUUUUUGAUACUUGUAUAUCAAGAGAAAUGAAUUUAUUGGUCAAAGGUAUUUUCUGUAUCUGUUAAAGGAAAUAAGUUGAUUGUUUUGUUGUUCCUGUUUUUUCUUAUUUACUGUACAUUUUUAAUUCAUGUCUGUAUUGAUUAUUAAACAGUUUGUUUUAAGACA